AUGCUGCCCCGUUCCAUCCACUCCUCCGCUUUGAGCUGCAUACGUUGCACCCACCCACCUCCUUCCAUAUUCAAAUGGGACUGUGCUCGCUUCAUAUCUUCCACAUCUACAAAGCUGCACCAAUACAUAGUAUGGGCACCAGACUACACCGAGAAAGGUACCCUAGCGCGUCGCAUGACCAUCCGUCCCAAGCACAUGCUAGGAGCUAACAAGCUCAUAAGCCAAGGAAUCAUUAAAGUCGCCGGUGGUCUCUUGACGCGCGAAUCACAGGAUGCAGAGCCUCAUAAUAGAAAGUUCAUGGGGUCUGCGCUUAUCUAUGAAGCCGAGAGCUUGGAGGAUGUAAGGAGGCUUGUCGAGGCGGAUUUGUAUUGGACGGAAGGCGUUUGGGACAAGGAGAAAUUGGUCAUUCUUCCGAUUGUUGAUGGCAACUACCCUUCAGGAGUGAGCUGGUAUCACUCAACCAACGCCGAAAGACGAGGACUGACGAGACAAGGCGAGUAG
This is a messenger RNA of Suillus paluster, 501 nucleotides long. RefSeq lists its product as uncharacterized. The transcript is spliced from 3 exons. NCBI's taxonomy places the organism in Eukaryota, Fungi, Basidiomycota, Agaricomycetes, Boletales, Suillaceae. The record is from RefSeq and is a predicted model, not a curated record. The coding region runs from base 1 to 501 and encodes 166 amino acids.